UCCGUCUCUUUCAUCUGGGUCAUUUGCAGAACGAUUUAAGAAUCAAUCAUCCUUUCUGCUAAUAAUACUUGGAUAGGAACGAUACCAGUUAUAGAAUCUUGAGAUGGAUUUAGCUACAAACAAUGAUCUUUCAAUAAUAUAGGAUCUGUAUUUUGAUCUCUAUACAUAAAUACGUGUAUAUAUAUAUUUAUAAAUAGAGAGAGAGAGAGAGAGGGGGGAGAGAGAGAAAGUGUGAAAGGGUUGGGAUGUUUUUUGAGGCUGCAAAUGGAAAUGUGAUCUGCUUAUAGUGGCGGGCUAUAUAUUGUUUCACUUUUGUUGUUAUCUCUGAUUUAGCUAGGAGCAGAGCCCUAUGGCCAGAAGUAGUGAAGCCUCCGUGAUUGAGUCCAAGAAUGAGUCAAAGAGGGUAGUUCCACUGAAUACAUGGGUCCUCAUCUCCAAUUUCAAGUUGGCUUACAAUCUAUUACGACGUCCUGAUGGGACUUUCAACCGCCACUUGGCUGAGUUUCUCGAUCGCAAGGUCCAGGCCGAUGCAAAUCCGAGUGAUGGGGUUUUCUCUUUUGAUAUUAUUAUUGAUCGUGAAGUAGGUCUACUAAGUAGGAUAUACCGGCCUGCAUAUGAUGAUGGAGGGAUGCCCAGUUUAACUGAGCUUGAAAAACCGGUGUGCUCUGAUGUGGUUCCUGUCAUUAUUUUCUUCCACGGUGGAAGUUUUGCGCACUCUUCUUGCAACAGUGCUAUCUAUGAUAUUCUCUGCCGUCGUCUUGUUGGUAUUUGCAAGGCCAUUGUUGUAUCAGUUAACUACCGGAGAGCGCCAGAAAAUAGGUUUCCUUCUGCUUAUGAUGAUGGGUGGACUGCUCUCAAGUGGGUCACUUCGAGGAAAUGGAUGCAGAGCAAAAUGGACUCCAAAGUUCAUGUUUACCUAGCGGGAGAUAGCUCUGGCGGUAAUAUUGCUCAUAACGUGGCUUUAAGAGCAGCAGAAUCAGAUAUCGAGGUGUUUGGGAGUAUAUUGCUGAAUCCAAUGUUUGGAGGGGAAAUGAGAACCGAGUCUGAAGAACGAUUAGAUGGCAAAUAUUUUGUAACACUUCAGGACCGAGAUUGGUAUUGGAGAGCCUUUCUCCCCGAAGGUGCAGAUAGGGACCAUCCAGCAUGCAACCCGUUCGGUCCAAACAGUAUAAAACUCGAAGGGGUUAAGUUCCCAAAGAGCCUCGUAGUCGUGGCUGGUUUGGACCUCGUUCAGGAUUGGCAGCUUGCUUAUGCCGAUGGACUUAAGAAGGCGGGGCAAGAGGUGAAACUUAUUUAUCUAGAGAAGGCAACAAUCGGGUUCUACUUGUUGCCAAACAACGACCACUUCUACACCGUGAUGGAUGAGAUAAGUGACUUUGUCAGUUCCGACUCUUGAACUGCCCCGACUUUCCCCAGAACAUGGUACUUAACAGAAGCUGAAAAUUCGGAUUGAAGUUAUCACCGUAAAGCUUGCCAAUUGCGUUUGCGUGUAAUAUUGUCUGUCUAGUUCCACUUGUUAUUGCUUUGUUAGUCAUACUAAGCUUGGAUUCUACUCUGCAGGCCCGCCCAGGUUUGGUUAUUUCAAAUGCUGAGGCAUCUUUUCCGCUUGUGCCUAGACAAUAAUAACGGUACGAGUAUUUUGGGAAACUUAAAGGGUGUCUGGUUGUGUUGUAUAGUUGCAUUAUCGUAAGAUCGAGCAGGUUGACCUAAGCCUCUGAAUCUGCUGAUUACAUUAACAUUUCCGACUUCUGGCCUCAAAACGAGAGAGAGAGGAAGAAGGGUGAAUGUGGUGCUGAUCGAUGAGAGAGAGAGCAGCAUCAUAUCCUUGCUAAUGUUAUAUAGCUAAACAUACCACUUUUAGUAGUUCAUGGAUGGAGAUUGGAGAACAUCCUUAAUUAGAUCAGUGAAUUUGUAAUAUAACUAGAAUUAUAACCACUUAUGUUUGCUUUUAUAUGGUGUAUGCAGUAUGCCCUACCAAGUGUGUAUUGUUAGUACUUGUUUCUCA
Ipomoea triloba (trilobed morning glory) is the source of this 2005-nucleotide messenger RNA. RefSeq names its product gibberellin receptor GID1C. Gene Ontology annotation, molecular function: gibberellin binding; hydrolase activity. The coding region runs from base 350 to 1396 and encodes 348 amino acids. Gene Ontology annotation, biological process: positive regulation of gibberellic acid mediated signaling pathway; floral organ morphogenesis; raffinose family oligosaccharide biosynthetic process. Gene Ontology annotation, cellular component: nucleus; cytoplasm. NCBI's taxonomy places the organism in Eukaryota, Viridiplantae, Streptophyta, Magnoliopsida, Solanales, Convolvulaceae. The record is from RefSeq and is a predicted model, not a curated record. The transcript has 2 exons.